Penicillium verhagenii is the source of this 3144-nucleotide messenger RNA. RefSeq lists its product as uncharacterized. Gene Ontology annotation, cellular component: cytoplasm. Bases 1 to 3144 code for a protein of 1047 amino acids. Gene Ontology annotation, biological process: post-transcriptional regulation of gene expression. Gene Ontology annotation, molecular function: mRNA binding. Lineage: Eukaryota; Fungi; Ascomycota; Eurotiomycetes; Eurotiales; Aspergillaceae. The record is from RefSeq and is a predicted model, not a curated record. The transcript is spliced from 4 exons.
AUGGCUUUCAAGAACGGGCUGAGCGAACGCCUCGAUGAGCUGCGAUUCCCCUCCCCGCGCUCCCCACCGUCCGAUUCGGCGUAUAACCCCCUCUCGCCAGGCAAUUCGAACUUUGGGUCAGGCUUUUCACGACCGAAUAGUGAUGUUCGCGCCAACUUGCAACGUCGAUUCACCACGGACUCGAGCAAGCUGUCGUCUUGGAAUUUCCUAAAUCAAGGGACCCCGCAGAUGCCCGAUACCCUGGACCUACUAUCCUCGCAAUUCCUGUCUUCCAUCGAUUUCCUUUAUCCCCAACACGCCCUUCUCGAAUCAAUGACUCGUUCUCGCAAAUACGCUCAACAUCAGACUAACAAGGUCCAGUUUGAGAAGAAACGGCAGCACAUCGAGUCCAUGCGUGAACAAAAACGACGAUUUGAAGAAGAUAUGAAGCUUCUCGAUAUCCAGCACGAGAAGGAGAAAAUGGAGAUGGACCAAUUGGCCCUUGAUCUUGCUAAGGCUGGCAUUGCUGGCCGUGCCAGUCAACCUACCACUCCCCCAGAAUACCGUGACCCCAGUGUGUCUACUGGGGGAAGACCCAAUCUGUUUCCUGCUGCCAGUGUGACUUCAUCUCCUGGAUUUUUCAGUGCCUUCGCUCCUUCUGUUACCUCUCCUCAGAACCAGGGGUCGCAGAAUGCCCGUUCUCAUGCACAAUCUAUGGACCGGUUUGCCGUGCAUUCUCUUCCUGGAUCUCGGCGCAACUCCGAAAAAGACAACUUCUUGUUCGAUUCGACCGUGAUCGAUUCCACUAUUCGGGGUACCUCACACCGUAACUCGAUGCCGUCGAACAACCACUACAACGCAUAUCGAUCCAAUGGAAAUGUUCAUACCGGCAACGCAAACGGCAACGUUAAUGGCUAUAUGAAUAGCUACAACCCCGCAUCGGGCUUUGACUCAUUUCCAGUCGCGAAACAUCUCUACCACGGCGAUGCGGGGCUGUUAGCGAAAGAUGAACCUCGUUUGUCCACGCCUGACAUCACUAGGUACAUCAAUAUGACGGAUCCGGAGGACAAAUUCCCAACUCUUCGUCGGGAUGGCUUGAAUAUGCUGGCAGCCAAUCCAGACGCCCAUGAUCUUGCUAACCCACGGGGUUUGGGCCAUGAAACGUUUUCUUACCACAGCCGCAAUCGCUCUUCCCACCAGAGCAUGCCCCCGAGUCUGACCGAGAUGAGACGCCACGAUCGCCUGGAUUCCCUGGGAGGCGGUCACGCAGAGGACACACUCAUUCAUCGGCACCAGGCUCGCCACUCCCUGGAGGGUGGUCCUGUUUUCCCAAAUGAGCGCGAAUCUGUCACCCCAGUGCCCUCUUAUAGCCGUCCCAUGGCCCGCAUUUCAUAUUCUACGAAUGAUGUACCUACCGUUAGGGGUACAGCUUUUGAGGCAGCCAUUACCCCACCCAGGAAUAACGUGGAUCGUGGUCAUCGCCACACCCCGAGCGUUGGGCGUAUUCCACCUAGCGUGCACUCUCACCAGUCUAGAACGUCCCCAGAUUCUGAGCACCAAAACAAUCAGCUCGGUCAAACUAUGCUGCAGGCAAGUGCUGCCCCAUUUGGCCCGCAGAUUUCAUCGGCGAUGUCAAACAAUAGUCUGAAUGGCUCUGCUGCACCUAUCGGUUUACCAUUCCCCGCACAAUCGCACGUUACCAAUGGUGUUCAGCCCUAUGGGACAGCCUCGAACCAGAUGGCUCUAUUCGCCGAUCCAAAUUCUUACGGUGGAUUUUCCAACCAUGCCGGCAAUGGCUAUCGUGCUAACGAGGCCCCAACCCGGAGCGGGCACAGCCAGAGACGUGCCACUGAGAGCGAGGCCUCCCAGUAUCAGAUUGCACGAGAUAUCCCCAACCAGAAUCGGUUUGAUGGCCCCCAGCAGACUCGAUUCAACCACCCUCUGGAGCACUACAAGGGUCAAUUGUACAGCCUGUGCAAGGACCAGCAUGGUUGCAGAUUCCUGCAGCGAAAGCUGGAUGACAACAACCCGGACCACGUUCAGCUUAUCUUUCAAGAGACGUACCCGUACGUAACCGAGCUCAUGACUGAUCCGUUCGGCAACUACCUUAUCCAGAAACUGCUCGAACUGUCUAACAAUGAGCAACGCACUAUCCUGAUUAAAAAUGCCGCCCCUCUUUUGGUGGAGACAGCAUUUAAUCAGCACGGAACACGUGCCCUGCAAAAGAUGAUCGAAACCAUAUCCACUCAAGAGCAGACUGACAUGGUGAUUGAAGCCCUUGGUCAGCAUGUUGUUGCUAUGGUUAAGGAUAUCAAUGGCAACCACGUUAUCCAAAAAUGUCUCAACCGCUUGCGCUCGGUCGACGCAGACUUCAUCUAUGAAGCCGUUGGUCAAAAUUGUAUCUCCGUUGGUACUCACCGUCAUGGGUGCUGUGUCCUGCAGCGUUGUCUUGACCAUGCGUCGGGUGAUCAGAAAGCUCGCCUUGUUGAUCAAAUCACGCAGAAUUCUUAUAUUCUGGUGCAAGACCCCUACGGAAAUUAUGUUAUUCAGUAUAUCCUGGAUAUGAAUGAACCUAGUUUCACGGCACCUCUAUGCCAAGGGUUCUUCGGCAAAGUCGUCACUAUGGCGAUGCACAAAUUCAGCUCUAAUGUCAUCGAAAAGGGGCUGCGCACAUGCCUACCAGGCCAUCGUCGCGAGAUGAUUGCCGAGAUGGUCCAUCAUGAGAAUUUCCCGGAGUGUCUGCGGGACGCUUACGGGAAUUAUGUUAUCCAGACUGCUAUGGAUCAUGCCGACCCGGAGUCGCUUGGUGAGAUCGUCGAGGCUAUCCGGCCAAUUCUGCCAUCGUUCCGUCAGACCCCACAUGGACGUCGAAUUGCUAGCAGAAUUCUCGCAAUUGAGACCAGUGGCCGUUUGUCUGCUGAGCAUCCCAUCCGCGAGGUCAAUGUUCCUAACCAGGUUGUCAAGCCUUCGGCAAAGAAAAAUCACCUGUCUCAGGGAUCGGUCAACGAUUUUGCUAACCAAACCUUUCCACCAACCCCUGCAACAAGCUCCACUGCGAACACCCCUCCUGGCGGAGGUAAAGAACACUCCUUGAUGUUCCCCGCCCCUGUUUCUCCAUCUGCUGGCCUUGUGCCGAAGACCGAGGCAGGCUACCAGUUCUUCUAG